GGAGGGGCAGGGAACGGGGUCGCUCUGCAGGCAGAGCGCGGGACCGGCAGCAGGGCAUCGCCGCCCGCGGCUCGAGCUGGCCGGGGAGGGCGAGACGCCCCGACACCCACCUGCGCCCGGGGGGAGCCGCCUCGGGGCUGGGAGGAGGAUGCAGGAGCGAGUCCGGCUCGGGGCCGCGUAAGUAUGCGUCACCCUCUGGUGGAGCUCUCGGCUCACGGGUGUUGGAAAAGCUCCUCCUCCCUGCCCCACCCCUUUUGGCUUCAAACCUGAUUCCUCCUUUGUGAUGGCCCAGGCAGGAGGAGUCGUGCGCUUCCGCCCUGAAGGAGACUGCGCCGUGUCGCCCCCGCGGUUUGCCCGCAACCUGGAUCGGAGACCCUGGCUGCCUGCCACCAAGAGCAUGGAGUCCACUGCCUCCAGCCCGCAGCGCUGCCUCACGCCCAAUCUCAGCACGGGCAGGAUCCAGUUACUGCGCAAGAGCCUGGCUCCCGAGGCGCGGCGGUGUCAGCUGGGCAUGUAUAACAGCACCGGCUCCUUAAUCCGCAAGGCACCAGACGCUGGCCCCUUUGGCAACGGCAACUGCCCAAGCUCUGGGCGGGUGACAGCACCGUGCACCCCACUGAGAAGCAGGCAAAGCUCCUUACUGUCCUCCCCGGGCAGCCGCAGCCCGCUGGUGGCCCCGGCGCCCGAGGGGCAGAGCUCUGUGGUGACGUUCCGCUUCAUUGAAAAGGCUAGCGUGAAAACCCUCAAUGGCCUCCCAUCGGGUGAGCCCAGGAGGGAGAACGGGCCAAGUCCCCAUGGCCUGAGCCGCAGCUUGGAGUUCGGGGAGGCCGUCCGCUGCGGUUCCAGCAAAGAGGGGAGCUCCUGCCCCGCCAUGCAAAGCCAGCCUUCCCCAGGCACCAGGCAGGGCAUAAGUGAGAGCCUGCGGCUGACAGCCCGGCCGCCCCCGUGUGGCUCUGUGAGGGGGCCACCUGGAGACACGUGCCCCCAACCCGCCCAGAACAGCCUGUUCCAGGAGCACCUCAGUCGGAAGCUGAAGCUGGAGGUCUCUGCCUCAGAUCCGUUCCUGGCCGGUAGCCGCUUUCCUGUGGGCAAGCAGCCCUCUCUAAGUCCUGGCAACGGAAGGGCAGCAGGGCUGCCCCAUGCUCUGAACACCAACUGCCUCUUCAGCUCCCUCUCCAAUGGGCUGGGGACACCAUCUGAGCACAUCUCAGCGCUCCUGCGCAACCCCUUGGGCAUGGAGCCCCACGACCAGGGGGGCUCGUGGGCAUGUUCCCGGGAGAGCUCAGCCCAUGCCCAGCGCAUUGCCAAGGCCAAGUGGGAAUUCUUCUAUGGCUCACUGGACUCUCCGGGGACAGGCACCUCCCCCCAGACACCUCUUGAGUCUCCAUCACUGGCAAAGCCCCUGCAAAAGCCCAGCCACCAGCUGCCGCCAGAAUCAGAGAAACCAAUGGCGGAGCGCAGCUUGUGUCACGUCGAGGUGGAAAUAGAGAUGGCUCCUGCAGGCAGUAAGAAGCCAGGAUCCUGUGAAACUGGCAUCAUAAGGAGGACGGUGAAGUAUUCGGAGACGGAUCUGGACUCGGUGCCGCUGCGAUGCUAUCGCGAGACCAAUAUUGAUGAUAUCCUGGCUGAGAAGGACGAAGGGGAUUCGGCCAUCGAGAGCCAGAAGGACAGCGAGAGCAAUCCGAGUGUCACAGGAACCUUGGGGAGAAGGAACAGCGUGCCAGAGGACCCCUUUCCCCAGCGCAGGGGAGAGCAGGACGGGAAGUGUCUGAGGAACGGGAUGCAGGGCGAAGAGAUGGACGAGGAUGACGAGGUGUUUGAGGCAACGAGGCAGGAGAACAGGGGCAGGAUCAUGGACAGAGAUGAACAGGGCCUGCUCAAGUCACCAGUGCCCUUCCUCCUGGGACACAGCCUCUCCAAGGAUGGGAUGGACUCUUUCAGCAAGCAUUUUGAGAGCAUCAUGGAGUCCCAUCGAGCCAAGGGGACGUCCUACACCAGCCUAGAUUCAAUUGAUGUUCUCUCCUCCCCAGCCCGUACCUGUGGUACCUAUUUCACCUUUGACCUCCCAAUCCUCACCCCGGAAAUACAGGACCAGAUCCGAGACAGCGCCAAGCUAAUUGAGCAGAAUUUUGCCCCUCUGGCCCACCUGGAGCCAGAUUCUGGAACCAGCUCUGCCACUGAUGCCCCCUGGACCGAGAGGGAAGAGGAGCAGGGGAGAAGGGGGAAGAAUGGUUUUCACAGCCCCUGCCGCUCGGAGGACAGCUUUGGACUGCCCCUGACCUCCAUCGUAAGUGACCAUCCUCUGAGUCAGCUGGUCUCGGACUCGGACUCCGAGAUGGACAGCACGGAGCAGCUGGCACUGGGCAGCACAGACACGCUGUCCAAUGGGCACAAGGCUGACCUUGAGGCUGCCAAGCGCCUGGCAAAGAGGCUCUACAACCUGGACGGAUUCAAAAAAGCAGACGUGGCUCGCCAUUUGGGGAAGAAGUACGUUAAUGAGUUCAGUAAGAUGGUGGCUGGGGAAUAUCUGAAAUUCUUCGUGUUCACUGGGAUGAGUCUGGACCAGGCUCUCAGGUCCUUUCUGAAGGAGCUGGCCCUGAUGGGGGAGACUCAGGAGAGAGAGCGAGUCCUGGCUCAUUUUUCACAACGCUAUUAUCAGUGCAACCCCAAUGCUGUCUCCUCUGAGGACGGAGUCCACACGCUGACCUGUGCCCUGAUGCUCUUAAACACAGACCUCCAUGGGCAUAACAUCGGGAAGAGAAUGUCCUGCUCUGACUUCAUUGGGAACCUGGAAGGCCUCAACGGAGGGAGUGAUUUCCCCAAGGAGCUGCUCAAGGCUCUGUACAGCUCCAUCAAGAAUGAGAAGUUGCAGUGGGCCAUUGAUGAGGAAGAGCUGAGGAAGUCCCUCUCUGAGCUGGCCGACCCCAACCCCAAAUCCAUCAAACGCAUCAGCAGCUGCAGUAACCCCUUCCUGGACUUCUCGCAGGACCCCAGCAUUGCCACCUACAAGUACGGCCUGCUGGUGCGCAAGAGCCAUGCGGACUCCGACUGCAAGAAGACCCCCAGAGGAAAGAGAGGCUGGAAGACUUUCCACGCCAUCCUGAAGGGAAUGAUCCUCUAUCUGCAGAAGGAGGAAUAUAAGCCCGGGAAGCCCCUGGCAGAGGAGGAGCUGAAGAACGCUAUCAGCAUCCACCACGCACUAGCUACGCGAGCAUCCGACUACAGCAAGAGACCGAACGUCUUCUACCUCAGGACAGCCGAGUGGCGGGUCUUCCUGUUCCAGGCCCAGAAUACAGAACAGAUGCACUCCUGGAUCACACGCAUCAACGUGGUGGCAGCCAUGUUCUCUGCUCCCCCAUUCCCCGCAGCCAUCGGGUCCCAGAAGAAGUUCAGCCGGCCCCUGCUGCCCAGCUCUACCACCAGGCUGUCCCAGGAGGAGCAGGUGAAGAGCCACGAGUCCAAGUUCAAGGCCAUGUCAGCAGAGCUGGUGGAGCAUCGCUCCUCGCUGCCUGAGAAGAAGGUGAAGGGCAAGGAGUAUGAGGAACUGAAGCAAAAGGAGGAGUACCUGGAGUUUGAGAAAACGCGCUACGGCACCUAUGCCAUGCUGCUGCGUGCCAAGCUGAAAGCCGGCUCCGAGGACCUGGCGGCCUUCGAGGCCACACUGUUCGAUGCGGCCAUCAGCGAGGAGGACAGCCUCAAAAAAUCCCGCUCCAGCCCCUCCCUCAACCUGGAGCUACCUAGCACGGGCACCAAGGUCAAGCGCAACGUCUCGGAGCGCAGCAGCAACGUGCAGAAAUCCUAGAGGGGCAGCUCCUUCCCACCCAGCCCCAGGGCAGCCGGGCCCCUGCCGCCGAGAAUCUGCAUGACUUCAUCCUUCGUGGGCACAAGCCAUGGGGCUGACAGCUCUCACCCAGCCACCAGCACCAGCCCAUGCCAGCUCAGCAUGGAACCAGAGCCCUCCACCGAUUCCAUUGGAAACAGAUACCGUGCAGUGCCGUCUCCAGCCCCUGCCAACCGGGCUCACACUACAAGACUUACCUACCACCCCCCAAUUCCCUGGGAACUGGGUGCAGGUUUUCCCGAGGGGGGAAAUAACCAAAAACCAACCACUGAGCUAAAUUCUUCAGUGUAAAAAGCAAAGCAGCGCUCUCUCCUGCUCAGGCCCCACGGCCCCCCACCAUGGUUUCUAGGACAGACUGACUCGGGGAGACAACCCAAGUGGGGCCCUUUUAUACAGCAUCACCGCAGCCCUGGCCACCCCAGGGGCCAGUUUCUUUAAAGCCGCCAGAUGGGCAGAGCCCUGGCCGCUCCCUGUGAUGCCACCCUCCCAUCUGCUGGUUUCUUACGGUUUUGAACGUUUUUGUGAUACAGUUUUGCACUUUUUAGUACCUGACUGAGCUGACUUACAGGAGGUUUUAGGGGGUAAUUUUGAUGCUCUUUUGGGAACUGUAAAAACAAACCCCAAUCCCUCCAAGGCAUUUGAUUCCUAGAGCUGCUGCAGGUUUUUUUGUGACUGCGGGGAGCAGAGGCCCAGCCCCACCCACAGCCGCUAGCCUAGCACUAGUUUUCUAUGUUGCAGAGGAGCUGGCUAGUUCUGCACAGCCCCACUCAAGACACUGGACUGGCUUGUGCCCCUUAGGCAGCAGCUAGCACCUGCCCUCGCACGCUGAGGUGGUGUUGCCCUGGGGCACAGGAAACUACCACCAGCGUUCCAGCUCUGGCUGCAGCUGUAUGGUGCAGGGGAGGAGGAUGCUAAGCAAGCCCUGGGCUCAGCCAUGAAGCCAUAACGAGGGGCCAGGGUGGUGUCUGAUGAGCACACAGUGCCCCUUUGGCUCAUCGUAGUGCAAAUCACUGUGGACAGGCAACACGGGUGGCUUUCCUAGCUGGACUAGCUCGGGGCAUGGCAAGGGGGGGAGGGAAGAGCAGGGUUAUUUUGAGAGCUGGAAUUCAACCUGCGCCUGCUGGCCACUUCCCCCGAAGGCUCCUCUGCUGGAGGGGCUAUGCCAGUCCUGCCCCCUCUACCUCCCACCUGAAAGGGCUCAGAGGCUGCAGCUCUGGAGCUGGUGCCCCUGAACAUCACGCCCAGGCCCUCCCUCUCACAAGCUUUUUCCAGCACUAAAGGGCCUUGUCCAUCCCUGACCACUGGAAGAAUAGCAAAAAGGGAAGGGCCGGGACAGCCUAGGAACAAAGCCAGAGCUCACAGGAGCUUUGCCCCCAGCUUGGUUUGGUUACUGGAGGCUCCUCUCCCAUGAGGGGAGCAGCAUGAGCUCUAGCCCAGGAGUUCACCUGCCACAUUCAUGGCCCAGGCUGCAGCAGACCAUCCUAGCAGCAUGCCUGGGGGCAAGGGGAUCCUGUCACCAGCAAGGGGCUAGAUCAAUGCAUGGUCAGCUGCAGCUCAGGGCUGCGCUAUAGCACAAGGGUGCAGGUUCAGCCAGCAGGCAAUCCAGGGCCUAACAGGACUGCACCUACCCCGGGACCUUGGUCAAUGGCAGCAGGACAGCUGCUGCCCUCCGCCCCGACUGCGAAUGUGUCUCUCUUUUUAUUCUGCUCUUUUGAGUCUAUUGCAAAAAAUCUUUGUACAGCUUCUUCCAUCAGUUACUGAAGUAAAACCUGCUCUUAAGCUGCU
This is a messenger RNA of Chrysemys picta bellii (western painted turtle), 5626 nucleotides long. RefSeq names its product pleckstrin and Sec7 domain containing (gene PSD). Lineage: Eukaryota; Metazoa; Chordata; Testudines; Emydidae. The record is from RefSeq and is a predicted model, not a curated record. Gene Ontology annotation, molecular function: guanyl-nucleotide exchange factor activity. Gene Ontology annotation, biological process: regulation of ARF protein signal transduction.